Lodderomyces jiufengensis is the source of this 1380-nucleotide messenger RNA. Its product is annotated as tRNA 1-methyladenosine methyltransferase subunit. Gene Ontology annotation, cellular component: nucleus; tRNA (m1A) methyltransferase complex. Lineage: Eukaryota; Fungi; Ascomycota; Pichiomycetes; Serinales; Debaryomycetaceae. The coding region runs from base 1 to 1380 and encodes 459 amino acids. The transcript has a single exon. The record is from RefSeq and is a predicted model, not a curated record. Gene Ontology annotation, biological process: tRNA methylation.
AUGAGUAAUAAUAUAAGUCUUGGUCAACAUGUCUUAAUAAGAUUACCAUCAGAAGGUUUGAGAGUAAUACAAAUACAAGAAUCAGGUAUUAUUAAAUUAGGUAAAUUUGGUUCAUUUCAAGUUUCAAAUAUAAUUGGACAUCCUUUGGGUACGUCAUUCGAGAUUACAGAUGACAAUGGUGUCAAAGUUAUUAAAAGUUUAACAGAACAAAGUACCACCGCCGAAGAAAUUGAAGAUAGUGAAGAAGUUCAAAAGGAUGUCUUAACCAAAAUGUUCAGUAAUAGUGCAGAAAAUAAUCAAAAUAUUAUAGAUAUUGGUUCAAAAGUUCAAAACUUAACAAAAGAAAAUAUUGAUGAAUUAAAAAAAUCAGGAGCUUCUUCACAAAUUGGUCAAUUAAUUAUUGAAAAAAUGAUUGCAGGUCAUGAAGGAUUCGAUAAAAAGACCAUAUUUUCACAACAAAAGUAUUUAAAAAGAAAACAACAAAAAUUUUUAAGAAGAUUUACCGUGGAGCCAUUGACAUCGUCAAAUUUUUUGGAGUAUUACAUCGAUAAAGACCCUUCAAGAAUAUUGAAUAUAAGUGUUGAGACUUUGGGGUUAAUGAUGACUUAUAGUAAUGUAAAACCAGGUGGAAAAUAUUUAGUAAUUGACGAAACUGGUGGUUUACUAGUUUAUGCCAUGCUUGAAAGAAUGGGAAAUGAAGGAACGAUUGUCUUAUUACAUGAGAAUGAACAUGCCAACACAGUUGCAUUAAGAUACUCAAGUAUGCCAGAAGAACAACUAAAUAAGAUAGUAAAACCUGUCAAUUGGUUACAAUUUGUAGAACCAGAAACUGAAAAGAUAGACUGGAAAGAUGAAGACCCAGUACCGACCAAACCGAAACAUAGAGAACACUAUUUGAAGAAGAAAGAAAGAGCUACAAAUGUUAAUGAUGUAAUAAACUUAGUGCUAGAGGGAAAUUUUGAUGGAUUUGUAUCAAUGACAACCUUACACAUGCCAGAUGUAUUGGAAUAUAUAAUACCAAAAAUAGGUGGUUCAAGACCAGUUGUCAUUUAUAAUCAAUACAAAGAGCUCUUAGCAGAAGUUCAGCAACAAUUUACAAACGAUCGUAGAAUACUAGCGUCGUCGAUAUUCGAAACAAGAGUCAGACCCUAUCAAACAAUACCUGGCAGGAUGCAUCCAUUAAUGACAAUGAAAAGUUUAGGUGGUUAUGUAUUAUGGGGAACAAAAGUUAUACCUGAUGAUUCUGUUCAAGCGAUUGGUAAAGGUGUGAAAAGAAAAAGAGAAACUUCCGAACAACCAAUAGAUUCAACUGCCGAAAACACCCCAGCGCCAAUAUCAAAUCAAGAAAUAGAAGAAAAUGUAGAUAUAGAUGUUUCAUAA